AUGCUUUUACGACGGUUAUUUUUUACGGUUUCACCUCGACGGUGCCUGUUCACACCACCGAAUCCAUUCGCAUCUUCAUCAGAUCCACGUCGAAAAGAAUACGAGGAGAGACGUUUAGUGGGUUACACAGCUGAAGAGAUGUACGAUGUUGUCGCGAACGUUAAGGAAUAUCCUCAGUUUGUACCGUGGUGUCGGGAUGCAUCAAUUAAGGUGAUUACACCGAAUCUAUUCACCGCGGAUUUGCAGAUUGGCUUUCCACCAAUUUUGGAAACGUAUUCAUCACGAAUCACUACCAACAAGCCGAAUAUUGUUCGAUCUGUUUGUACGGAUGGUCGUUUAUUUAAAUUGCUGGACACAACGUGGGAGUUCCACGAUGUUAGUGCAGCUGUCGCCCGAAGAACGAAUAAACGCUCAUGUCAGUUGCAUUUUGCACUGAUAUUCGAGUUCAAAUCCAUAUUUCACUCGCAUUUAGCGCAUAUUUUCUUCGAUCAAGUUGUGAGUACAAUGGUUGUGGCCUUCUUGCAUCGUGCUGAAGUUAAGUACGGGAAACCGUCGUUGAAUCAUUUUAACAAUGUAAAUAUCAUUAAGAAAGUUAGUUAG
Messenger RNA from Anisakis simplex (herring worm), 600 nucleotides. The record is from the annotation of a GenBank genome assembly. Lineage: Eukaryota; Metazoa; Nematoda; Chromadorea; Rhabditida; Anisakidae.